UCAAAAUUGAAACAACGCGGACAAACGGUUGAAACGCAGCGACACAGCGCGAAAAGAAUUUCAUAAUCAAAAGUUAAUCGAGUGCCGAAUCAAACACUCGAAGCAAACAAAAACACGGCGAGCAAACUCAGUGCCAGCCAAAAGUGCCAAAACAGUGGAAGCCAACGGCUUGAAAAUUACUCAAAACUCAAACGAAAACCCCAACCAAACGGAUUACUCUAACAAAAUGGUCGUCGAGGAGACCUGCACCAUGCAUCUAGAACGCGCCAUGGAUAUCGACAUGGAUCUGGAGCUGGACAUCGAUCUGGCCAUGGAGUGCGCCCCAAUUGGACGCGUCGUCAAAUCGGCCCUUAUGAGGGCCCAGAGCGAGACCCGUGUGAUCGUCGGACUCUCAGCCGCCAUCAACGUGCUCUCCAAGUCCCCGGAGGGAUCCCUCUUCUGCCUGAUGGCCGUGCCCAAGGACGGUGACUCCGCCACCCACAUGCACGAGGUGCUCCUGGAGGCCUUCUGCUACGAGAACGACAUCUACGUGAUCAAGGUGGACGAUGCCACCAAGCUUAGCCGUAUCCUCGGCCAAGACUCCGUUGAGUCGUGCUGCCUCAUCCAGAAGGUCUGGGUUGAUGGUCCCGAGGAGCAGCUGACCAAGGCCGAGAACCAACUGGUCGAUUACUGCGAGGCCCACUGGGACGCCCCCCAGCAUCCCAUUGUCCAGCUGCCGGCUGUGUAAGCGAGUGUGAGCGGGACAGCCACAUGCCACAGAAUUGAACAGGCCCGCACAGUGGGCCACACACGGUUAAAAUCGUAUAAAACUCAUGGAAACCAGUUGCUGGGGGUUGAAUGUCCCCGGACGUCUUGGAGAGUUCCCGAGGGAAUCCGACGUUUCGGGUCGUUACCAAAAGCCCGCCGGGCAUAUACCUACAUAGGAUGUAUAUAGUAUAUCGUAACAUAUAUACCCUAGCCUAACUGUAUCCAGUAAGGAGGAGGAGGAGGAGGAGGAGGAGCAGUGGAGUGGAGUCGAGUGAAGCUGAGAGAUUGAUAAGGCGGUGCCUUGGCGGAUAAUUGCAACUGAAAGGCAACCUUCGAGGCGGCAGAACCUGCAGUUGAGAUACCCGCGGAAGUCACUCACACACACCCAGCAUCACACACACACACACACUGAAGCGCGUGACCAGCUGCCGAGACACACAUACACAAACAUACAUAUAGCCAAUUUGUUUCUGUAUAAUUUUUUCGCUUUAAGCGUCUCGCAAAUUUACUGAUAAUGACAAUUAUUCUGUACGCCGUAAAUUGUAAAUUACACUUAUAAAGGAGAGCAGCCAAUUGCCUGUAUAAAUUAAAGUUUUGUUAUGUUAGCUUUUCCCAAGAAAAACACAAACACACACAAAAAAAGAAAUUGUUAUUU
Messenger RNA from Drosophila eugracilis, 1402 nucleotides. It is a transcript of the gene Gadd45, whose product is annotated as growth arrest and DNA damage-inducible protein GADD45 alpha. The coding region runs from base 227 to 727 and encodes 166 amino acids. Gene Ontology annotation, cellular component: nucleus; cytoplasm. The transcript has a single exon. NCBI's taxonomy places the organism in Eukaryota, Metazoa, Arthropoda, Insecta, Diptera, Drosophilidae. The record is from RefSeq and is a predicted model, not a curated record. Gene Ontology annotation, biological process: regulation of cell cycle.